CCAAGCCCGUGCUUGGCACAUAUGCUUCCUGGUGAUCUCGUGUCCUGUGCCUCGAAGAAACAUGAAGUACCAAUACAUCAUGGUGCCUCUGGUCGCCGUCCUCAUCUUCAUAACAUGGAUCCCGCUGUCGCUGAGUUGUAACAAAGCUCUCUGUGCUAGUGAUGUGAGCAAGUGUCUUAUUCAGGAGCUAUGUCAGUGUCGACCGGGUGAAGGAAACUGUUCCUGUUGUAAGGAGUGCAUGCUUUGUCUAGGCACGCUUUGGGAUGAGUGCUGUGAUUGUGUUGGAAUGUGUAAUCCCCGCAAUUACAGCGACACCCCCCCAACAUCAAAGAGCACCGUGGAGGAACUGCACGAACCAAUUCCGUCUCUCUUCCGAGCUCUCACCGAAGGAGACACUCAGCUGAACUGGAACAUAGUUUCUUUUCCCGUUGCCGAAGAGCUCUCACAUCAUGAAAAUCUGGUUUCGUUUUUAGAAACCGUCAACCAACCCCAACACCAGAACGUGUCUGUCCCCAGCAACAAUGUCCAUGCCCCAUAUUCCAGCGACAAAGAACACAUGUGUACUGUGGUUUAUUUUGACGACUGCAUGUCAAUACAUCAGUGCAAGAUCUCUUGUGAGUCCAUGGGAGCAUCUAAAUACCGAUGGUUUCAUAAUGCCUGCUGUGAGUGUAUUGGGCCUGAAUGUAUUGACUAUGGCAGUAAAACCGUCAAGUGUAUGAACUGCAUGUUUUGAAGAAGAAAUAGGAGUUGUAUAAAAUGCAGGCCAGAAUGAUUUUUUUCAUUGAAAAGGAAGGGAUCGAAAGUCACUCGUUGGUGAAGUGUACUGGUUGCAUCAGAAUACCAGCGAUUUGCGGUGAGAAGAUGUAAAAAAUUUGAAGUCUGUUUCUAUCUUGUUUUUGCUUUUUUAAAUGCAACAGAAAUUAGUAACAAUUUUGAAUAUCAUGUUUUAAGUUUAUUUCUUUUUUAGAAAUCCACUGAGCAUUUGCCUUUCCUUACCUGGUAUAUGCGAGCAGUAAACUCUGUUUUGAAUAUAUUCUCAUUUUGAUUUUGAUACUGUAACGGUUGUUUUAGUGAUUUUAAGAUGAAGCUUUAAGGUGGUGACUGCAAGAGGGCCAGCAUUUAAGUUUAAUCAAGUCCAAAAAGUAACCAUUUGAAUGGAGAAUUCACCAAAACAUCUGAGUUUCCCUCCCCAUCCAGCCAAAAUAAAAUGUACUGUCUCUGCCAGGCCUCCAGAUAAUCAUGGAUGGAAAUGAAGAGUUUGGGUUUUGUAGAUUCUUCCUCUAGACUGUAAGCUCAUUGUGGGCAGGGAAGUGUCUAUCAUCUGUUACAGUGUACUCUCCCAUACUUGGAACAGUGCUCUGCACACAGUAAGUGCUCAAUAAAUACCAUUGAUUGAUUCCUGAUAUUUUGAAGAUUUAUAAUUGGUUGAUUAAGAAUAAUGUCAACCGGGUGGGGUAGGUUUCUUUGCAUUCCUGUGCAUCAUACCAUCCCUUUACUUUCCCUCAGACUUUUAAUAACAUUGAGAUACUGUAUACUAAUCCUGAUCUAUUAAUUGUUCUCACUUGUAUCAUAGCAGAGUCGGUAAAUUGAAUUUCAGAACGUCCAAAUUUUAUGCCUUUUGCUUUUUUUAAAGGCUUAAAGCUCUAAAAAGUUCAAACUUUUAGAAAUGUAUUUUAUUGAGACUUAAUGGAAGAUGGAGUGCCAAAAUGACUGGAAAAGGCUUCCUGUUUCCUUCUAGCUUUCCUUUUUUUCUGAUAUGCUUUUCAAGCUUGUUCCAUAAUUGAAAUUGUGGAUACUGAAGCACAUCUAGGAAGGCUGUGCCUGCUCAGUAGUGUGAACAGUCUGUAUUACACUAAUAACCUGGUUAGGUAGAGUGCCGUAAAUUUGAAAUUGUCAACAACUCCCCCAUAGGAAGUGAGUAAUCUGCAUAUCAUCUCACGAAGAGCCCUUGGAGCGUGGAACAGCUGCCAGCCGAUAGCGGUACAGGUUUUGAGGGCAGUGGAUGGGACGUCAGGAAAAGAACAUAAUAGAACUAAAGUGUCUCGUUUUGGAAUAUUACAGGGAGAGAGUUGUUUUUCAAGUAAGUAGUAGUGGAAGGAGAAUCAGGUGAAAAUGGGAAAGAGAAAAUGAAGUGAAGUUGUCCUUGAGCAGUUAUGGUGAGGGAAAAGAGGGGGAUGGUUGGGGAAAUGGGACUAGAAAACCAACAUUUUAGGCUUUCAGUUUUUUGUUUGAGUUGGUUUGCCUUUGGUUUUUUUUGUUCUGGAUUUUUUUCCCCCUUCAAUUUUAAAUCAGCUUAUGCUGGACUCCUACCCACAGCUGAACACAUGGGAUGAAAUGUGAUGCCACUAACUAGAGGGAAACUUUUGUAUUGUUAUUUUGUUUCCACGUCAAUUUGGCCGUCACUCUUAACUCAUACCUGUUAUGCAUAUGGAAUCAGGAUAAGUGAGUACUAGCGCAUGAGGUUUUCUUAAUGCUGAGUUCUGUUUGAAGGAAACCCCUGGGUUAUAGGAGAACUGGGUGUAAGUUCAAAUCCAGUAUAAGUAAAUGUAGGAGAUAUACAUAAUCUCAUAAGAGAUAUAAAACUUCUUUGAAAGAAGACUAAAUACAUCAUUAGAAGUAAAGCAUAUUGAGUAGGUACUGCACAUUACAAAUCAUUAAUGAGUACAUUGGAUUUUUCUAGUGAAAUCAAGUAUUCGAAAAAGCCUGAAUGUUUUGGAACCUUAGGAGAAAUUCAAGAUGCCAUAGUUAAUAUGAAGUUUGUGUCUAGUAUGUGAAUGACCUUUCAAAAACAGAAACAUUUUACCUACCCAUAAUUAUUAAUUGUGGUAUUUAAAUGCUUACUAUGUGUCAAGCGCUGUACUAAGCACUGGGGUAGAU
Messenger RNA from Tachyglossus aculeatus (Australian echidna), 2877 nucleotides. RefSeq names its product twisted gastrulation BMP signaling modulator 1 (gene TWSG1). Gene Ontology annotation, biological process: regulation of BMP signaling pathway. NCBI's taxonomy places the organism in Eukaryota, Metazoa, Chordata, Mammalia, Monotremata, Tachyglossidae. The record is from RefSeq and is a predicted model, not a curated record.